AUGAGUGUUACACCGGGUCUUGGUGCUUUUAAUAAAGAUAAGGUAGCCAAUAAAUUUGGUAUUCAAUUAAAAGCUAAAGAUACAAAGAAACAAGCUCAACGACCAUUAAAUCAAUCAACUGAGAAGCAAUCGAUUAAUAUAGAAACAUCUACUUUAACAGAAAACAAAACAGUGAGUGAUUUUCGUCUACAAAAGGAAACGAAUGGAUUAAAAACAAAUAAAAAUAUACAUAAUCAAACUUCUUCCUCACAAACAUCAGAACCAAUAAAAAAAUCUCUUGAAAAUUCGAUAAAAAGUAAGUCUACUAUUGGACUUGUAUCAACAUCAACGGAUAAUGAAGGACAUGAUUCUCUUAAUUCGAACGUCAAUCAUUCCAAAUCUUUAAAUCUUGUGAAAUCAGAUGAAUCGAUUAAUUCUGUUGCUUCAUCUUCUAAAUCAAAAAAUUUAUUAUCAUCAAAAUUAUCUAAUACAGUAAACAAAUCAAAUUCAGCAUCUGUUCCUACUGAUCGACGAGCAAGUUUAACAUUACCAAAUCAAAAUAAAUUACCAGAACCAUCUACAACUAAACGAACAAGUAUAGCAAAAAUACCAGAACAAACUGUUUUAUCACAACAUUUUGUUAAUCAAUCAAAUAUUCCAACAACAAAAACUAAAACUGAAGCUGAAAUCGCAAAUAAAAAAGAUCAACCAUUAUAUAAAAGACAAUUAUCAAAAACAUUAGAUAAUGUUACAUCAAUAUUAAAUAAAAAUAAACAUCAACUUGAACAUGUAACAUCAUCGCCUACAAUAUCAAAACGGUAA
Rotaria sp. Silwood1 is the source of this 801-nucleotide messenger RNA. The record is from the annotation of a GenBank genome assembly. NCBI's taxonomy places the organism in Eukaryota, Metazoa, Rotifera, Eurotatoria, Philodinida, Philodinidae.